Stomoxys calcitrans (stable fly) is the source of this 1378-nucleotide messenger RNA. Its product is annotated as GATA zinc finger domain-containing protein 4. The transcript is spliced from 4 exons. Bases 1 to 1119 code for a protein of 372 amino acids. NCBI's taxonomy places the organism in Eukaryota, Metazoa, Arthropoda, Insecta, Diptera, Muscidae. The record is from RefSeq and is a predicted model, not a curated record. Gene Ontology annotation, biological process: cell surface receptor signaling pathway via JAK-STAT; embryonic development via the syncytial blastoderm.
AUGUCAUGUUUCUUUUUGCUGCAGCCCAUGCUGUUGAUAAUGGGUCUUACAAUGGCGGCGCCCACCAUCACUCAUACACUAAUAUUAAGUAAUGAUAAGGAUUUAUUACAACAAAAUAACAGUAGCAACAACAACCCAAAUAACAACCAAGUAUCAAAUGCCGCCUUCAUAACAUCUUCGUUCUCAUCAUCAUCAUCAUCAUCUUCAUCGUCAACAUCUUCAAUAUCGGCUUUAUCAUCAGCACCUUUGAACAAUUCUUUGCGCUUGCGCAAACGUCAUCGCAAGCGUCAUAGCUAUUGGGAUGUCUAUAAUAAUUUCAACGAAAAUUCCACCAUAUUGGAAUGGUCUAAUCCUUGUGGUGGUGAAUACGAUCCUAGAAUUAAGAAUACCCGCCGCCCCAAUAAUAAGGAAAAGAAAAGGAUUUACAAAUUUUUGGGCAGCACAGCAUUGAACGAUUUCAAUAGCCUAAACAACAGCCACCGACAAGAUAUUAAUAUUAGUAAUAUUGAGAUAUGGUGGCUGCACAAUUAUCAAUAUAAAUUUUUGCCAAAAUUGAAAGCGAACUCAAGUAUUGCCCUAAAACGUUGGUAUCGCAACAUGCAAACCUAUGUGGCCUCUUUUGCCUAUUUGCGUCGCAUUCAAUACACCUGGGAUCAUUCGAAAUCGCAACAUCAAAGCAAUACCACAGCAGAACUUAAGGAGUUGUUUGAAAGCUCUCGCAAAAUGCUGUGCGAAUUAGAGGCGGCCGUCAAUAAGACCAACCCCUAUAGAUCACCACAAAUGCCGCUCAUUAACAGAGCUCAAAUGAAUAAACGUUUGAAAUUGCGCACCAAGCAACGUGCUCAUCGCAACCCACACGAAUUGACAGAGGCCGAUUCGAUUGACUUGAAAUUUGUCAAAUAUCAUUUUUUGGAAUAUUUGAAAAAAAUGUCGGUGAUAUUGGGGAAAUUCAAUAAACGAAGAGGUCAAGUGGGCCUAAGGAAUAAUCGGCAACAAGAAAAUCCCAAGGAAUUUAAUGAAAUUGAAAAGAAUGGCUCAGAAAGGAGGGGUGGUGGUAAAUCCUCGUCCAGAAGUAGAGCAAGGGCAAGAUAUUUGAAAAGUAAAAAUAAGUUAGUGUAAGUGUUAAGAUAUAGAAGAGGAAGAAGAAGAAGAAGAACAACGAAGAUGUAGAAGCAUCCCGCCAAAUAUACUACCGCUAAAACUACCACAUUCCUCCCCCCCCCAAAAAAAAAGAGAAAAAUAUUGCUAUUCGAAACUCCCCAAAUUAUCAAUACUUUCAGAUCAUUAUAAUUCUUUUAUACUUGAUUUGUUCCUCAUUUUUCUAAGAAAGAAAACUGGGUGUUCUAGUCAUUCCAAGCAAGUGAAGGUCCCUUUAAAA